Pipistrellus kuhlii (Kuhl's pipistrelle) is the source of this 4009-nucleotide messenger RNA. RefSeq names its product ZFP92 zinc finger protein (gene ZFP92). The record is from RefSeq and is a predicted model, not a curated record. The transcript has 5 exons. Gene Ontology annotation, biological process: regulation of transcription by RNA polymerase II. Bases 108 to 1682 code for a protein of 524 amino acids. NCBI's taxonomy places the organism in Eukaryota, Metazoa, Chordata, Mammalia, Chiroptera, Vespertilionidae. Gene Ontology annotation, molecular function: DNA-binding transcription factor activity, RNA polymerase II-specific; RNA polymerase II cis-regulatory region sequence-specific DNA binding. Gene Ontology annotation, cellular component: nucleus.
GGAAAGAAGAAACACACUUCCUUGAAAGCCUGUUAGGUGCUGCUGGCAAGAGGAGGGAGUAAACCUGUGUCCUUGGCCUCACUGCACAGCUUCUCCGUGCCUCUGCCAUGGCAGCCAUUCUCCUAAAGACCAGAGCCAAGGUGCCAGUAUCUUUUGAGGACGUGUCUGUGAACUUCAGCAAGUCCGAAUGGAAGCUUCUGGAUCUCAAUCAAAGGAUCCUCUACAAGCAAGUGAUGCUGGAGAACUACCGCCAUUUAGUGUCACUGGGAUUUUCAUCCUCCAAGCCCCACCUGAUCUCCCUGCUGGAGAAAGGGAAGUGGCCCUGGGUAGCAGAUAGCCGGACAAGGGCUGCCGUAGGAACACAGGCAGAUAAAAGGAUCAAGAGCAAGACAUUGAGUUUCAAGCAGAAACAUUGUCCAAAAGAAUGCACAGGUGGCAGCAAGGGCCAGGGAGCCGGGCUGCUGGAGGAGACACCUGAGCAGACACAGAAACAUGUUUAUUCUGUUUAUUCUCCCGAGACAGGUUCCAGCAGGGAUGACCAUCACAGGGAGAAAGGCCACGGCAGCUCCUCUGGAGAGAGAAGAGAGCCAGUGCAGAAAAAGAACCACAGCGUCAGGCAGGAUUCAGUGCCAAGGCCACAGAGUUCCAAAGGCACAGAGAAGCGCUUCCUGUGUCAACAGUGUGGGAAAUCCUUCAGCCGGAGCUCCAACCUCAUCAAACACCGCAUCAUCCAUAGCGGGGAGAAGCCCUACGAGUGCUCCGAGUGCGGGAAACUCUUCCGGCGCAGCUUCGCCCUCCUGGAGCACCAGCGCAUACACAGUGGCGAGAAGCCCUUUGAGUGCAACGAGUGCGGGAAGACCUUUACGCGCAGCUCCAACCUCAUCAAGCACCAAAUUAUCCACAGCGGGGAGAAGCCCUUCAAGUGCUCGGAGUGCGGGAAACUCUUCCGGCGCAACUUCGCCCUCCUGGAGCAUGAACGCAUCCACAGUGGCGAGAGGCCCUACGAGUGCAAUGAGUGCGGAAAGUCCUUCAGCAGGAGCUCUAACCUCAUUGAGCACCAGCGGACCCACAGUGGCGAGAAGCCCUACAAGUGCAGCAAGUGUCCAAAAGCUUUCAAGGGCAUCUCCCAGCUCAUUCACCACCAGCGCAUCCACAGCAGGGACAAGUCAUUCCAGUGCAAGGAGUGUGGGAAGGCCUUCCGGGGUCGCUCGGGCCUCAGUCAGCAUCGCCGGGUGCACAGUGGCGAGAAGCCCUACGAAUGCAGCGACUGUGGGAAGACCUUCGGCCGACGAUCCAACCUCUUCAAGCACCAGGUGGUUCACAGGGAGGAGAGGCCCCACCAGUGUCAGGACUGCAAGAAGGUGUUCCGGGGCAGCUUAGACCUCCUGGAGCACCGGCAGGCGCACGCAUGCCGGAAGGCCCCCAGCAAGAGUGAUGAGAAGCCUUGCACAUGUGGUGAGUGUGGCAAAUGUGACAAGGCCUUUAAGGGAAAAUUGCAGAAAACUCGCCAUGGAAAGAAGACUUUGGAGGACAGUGACGAUGAAAAAAAGCCAGCCUCCUUGGCCCUCAAAAGCCCCCCUGAGGAUGAGAAACAGGAGACAGACUCUGAAUGCAAAGCUGCCCACAUGACAGGGUUGUCUCCGGAGAGCUUAGCGUCCUGCUCCCCUCCAUCCUGUCGUUGAUGCAGCUUGAGCCCUGGGCUGAUGACAGGGUGCCGUGUGUGAGCACAGGAGUGUGUGUGUGUGUGUGUGUGUGUGUGUGUGUGUGUGUGUGGAGUGGAUGUGAGCUCAUGCACACCUAUCGGGAUUGUGUGCUGUAGGAAGACACCUGUGUAUGGGGCCACCCCAGGGCACAGGAACCUUGAGUUCAGUAAAGAUGGUCUAUUUUCUCUCAUCGGGUCAUUCACUGGACCCCAAGACUUGUUAGUGUUUCCAGGUCGAAAACACAAAAAGCACUUUAAUCCUUGAAGAGCUUAUAUAUGGGAGGGACUUGAGGACGUUAAAACUCUUGAGCUCUGUAAGUAGGCUGUGGCUUGAUUGUGACAUCCCCCGGAAUUCAUUAAGAAAUGGUCUGAAAAUGGACACAGGCAGAUGCUCUUACACACUGCCCGUGCCUGCAUUGGCAGCCUCGGCUCCGUGGGAAGGCACUGGACACCCUGCUACGGUGCUGACCUGUCCUUUUUCCAGGCCAUUUGUCUUGGUGCCUGAAGACUGCAGCUUUCAACGGCUGUUUCCAGCUGCCUGGCCCCAUUUUCUGAGAGCUCAGAGCUUGGGGGGAGGGGGAACUCUGGGGAAUGGAGGGCCAGGGCCCCAUGGAGAGGAUAUGGGGCCCAGGGACUCAGCUUCUCCUCCCCCAGAGAGUAGCCUUUUUGCACUGGUCCCUCGAAGCAGAAGGCUCCAGGCAAGACAUGGCAGUAUGGCAAUAUUUGCCACCAGCUGCCCUGCUACCUUUGGUCUCCUCCCUGCCCAAUCAGGCCCUCAAGUUUGCCCCCUUUGCUGCUUUUCUGUUCGCCCCCACCCGCCCCCCCCGCCAGAGCCUGCCAGCAAAGGCCACCCUGGCUUCUCUGUCCCUCCUCCCCACCCUCAGUGCCUAAAGCUGCCCCCACUCCCCGCACCCAAUCAGCACCCCUGUGGUUUGCACGCAUCAGGAGGAAAGCCAGACGGGUUAGGAAUUUGCACAGAGGGUACCCAGCCGUGGUUCUCUCGUCAGAUCUGUCUUCAUAGGACAUUUCUGAAAAUAUUGGCGGCUCGGUUGCUUUGAAUGUUUUUGCGUUCAGGACAAUGUAAGGUGAAGUUGGAGAUUUCUGCCAUAUGAGAGUGUCAGGGACUCGCCCCUGAAAUAAGAAUCCCACCCCAUCUCCAGCCCUCUGAGAAGUACUCAGGCAGGAGAAAGUGUUCCCUCCCCCCCCCCCCCCCCCCCCCCGCCCCCAGCCCUGGCACAUGGUAGCAAGCCUGGCUACUCUUUUCCCUCCUCCCCCUCAGCCCCGUGGAAACAGGGCAGACCCUGCAAAUGGCACUUUAUUGCAGGCCAGGCGAGGAUCUCAAGCUCGCGCUGGCCAGGGGGUCAGCUGCUGGCUGGCUCUGUCCUGUGCCACCUAUGCUGUCCCCAGAGCUGGGCCCAGGAGUUAUGGCCCUUGGUGCUCUCAGCUCAGCAUCCUGAUUCGCUUGCCACCUCCUUGCAGCCCCCUUCACUCCCAGGGGCUCGGGUGGGUCAUACAGAGCGCCUGGGGGCAGGCAGGUGGUGGAUAUGCCAGAAUACCCCUCUGGGCCUCCAAGGAGCAUGCGCUUUCCCUGCAAGACAGGGGAGGGCCAAAGACCCAUCAGGAGAGUGUGGGAGGACCUGGAAGUCCAGGAUUCCUUCUGAACGUGCUGUUUAGGACUGCAAUUGCUAGGACGACUCCAGGAGUGAGAAAUAUAGGUAUAGGUGUAUAUGUAGGUGUAGAUGUAGAUGUAGAUGUUUUAUAGAGAUUUAUUUAAAAGAUUUUACACAUCUUUGACUUAUGAAAAGUGCUUGUAACUUGCUCUUAUCUCAUAACCUCCUCCUGCUCUGCGCAUCACAUUCAUCUUUGUGCCCCAGCGCUGGGCGUGGCACUUAGUAAAUAUUAGGUCCGCCAAAGGAUUUUGAAUUUAUUCGAUCAUCCGCACACCAGGUGGCUGAGCCUGGGUGGCUCCAGCACCCAGUGACUGUAGUCAGCAGCUUUCAAAGGACUUUUGGUGGGCUUUUUCCUGGGAGGAGGCUUCUGUAUGCAUUCCCUGAGGGGAGAAAAUGGAAUGUGGAGACAGCAAGUGAAAUGUGGUCUCAGAAAAGGGAAUGUCCAUAGUGAAAUGACCUGGAAAUCCAGCUCCUGGGGGGAGGAGUAGCAAUUCAAUUGCUUGAUCAAACCUAACAGUAAAUGCUUGUGAAAUGAAUGUCGGCCCCCUUAGCACAUUGAACUCAGGUUCUAGACCACAGUCAGCCCCAGCAUAGCCUGGAGGUGGUUGAAAGUUUCUGCAACUUUUGGGUUUUCCUG